This is a messenger RNA of Procambarus clarkii (red swamp crayfish), 1323 nucleotides long. The record is from RefSeq and is a predicted model, not a curated record. NCBI's taxonomy places the organism in Eukaryota, Metazoa, Arthropoda, Malacostraca, Decapoda, Cambaridae.
AUGCUGCACCAGCCACCGUCAAGACCAGAUGCUGCACCAGCCACCGUCAAGACCAGAUGCUGCACCAGCCACCGUCAAGACCAGAUGCUGCACCAGCCACCGUCAAGACCAGAUGCUGCACCAGCCACCGUCAAGACCAGAUGCUGCACCAGCCACCGUCAAGACCAGAUGCUGCACCAGCCACCGUCAAGACCAGAUGCUGCACCAGCCACCGUCAAGACCAGAUGCUGCACCAGCCACCGUCAAGACCAGAUGCUGCACCAGCCACCGUCAAGACCAGAUGCUGCACCAGCCACCGUCAAGACCAGAUGCUGCACCAGCCACCGUCAAGACCAGAUGCUGCACCAGCCACCGUCAAGACCAGAUGCUGCACCAGCCACCGUCAAGACCAGAUGCUGCACCAGCCACCGUCAAGACCAGAUGCUGCACCAGCCACCGUCAAGACCAGAUGCUGCACCAGCCACCGUCAAGCCACCGUCAAGACCAGAUGCUGCACCAGCCACCGUCAAGACCAGAUGCUGCACCAGCCACCGUCAAGACCAGAUGCUGCACCAGCCACCGUCAAGACCAGAUGCUGCACCAGCCACCGUCAAGACCAGAUGCUGCACCAGCCACCGUCAAGGCGAGAUGCUGCACCAGCCACCGUCAAGACCAGAUGCUGCACCAGCCACCGUCAAGACCAGAUGCUGCACCAGCCACCGUCAAGGCGAGAUGCUGCACCAGCCACCGUCAAGACCAGAUGCUGCACCAGCCACCGUCAAGACCAGAUGCUGCACCAGCCACCGUCAAGACCAGAUGCUGCACCAGCCACCGUCAAGACCAGAUGCUGCACCAGCCACCGUCAAGACCAGAUGCUGCACCAGCCACCGUCAAGACCAGAUGCUGCACCAGCCACCGUCAAGACCAGAUGCUGCACCAGCCACCGUCAAGACCAGAUGCUGCACCAGCCACCGUCAAGACCAGAUGCUGCACCAGCCACCGUCAAGGCGAGAUGCUGCACCAGCCACCGUCAAGACCAGAUGCUGCACCAGCCACCGUCAAGACCAGAUGCUGCACCAGCCACCGUCAAGACCAGAUGCUGCACCAGCCACCGUCAAGGCGAGAUGCUGCACCAGCCACCGUCAAGGCGAAGCGCAGAUGAGGAUGGUGCGGACUCUGUUACUCCACCAGAAGAAAGUUGUCAAGAUCUUCAGUGGUGGAGAGGCCACCUUGAGGAAAAGAACACGCCGAAUGCACCAAGGAAGUCCUGUGACCACAGCUGCUGGCACUCCCCCGGCCUCCAUAACUGUAAGGAGGAGAUUACGGCCGUUGUCUGCCGUUUAA